AUGCAAAACGAAAAAACAAUUGGAGAAUAUUCUUAUCUUAUUUCUAAUUAAUCCAAAGUCGGAGCAGGAUAAUUCGGUCAUGUUUAUAAAGGAUAUCAUAACAUAACAAAGUAACAAGUAGCAAUUAAAUAAAUUGAUAAAAAAUUAGUGAAAGGUAUUUUUGAGUAGAUGUUAAGACAUGAAAUUGAAAUUCUUUAACAAUUGAAUCAUAAAUAUAUAGUAAAAAUGUAUGCACAUUAUGAAACUAUUAACAACUUUUAUAUUAUCUCUGAAUAUUGUGAAACAGGUAUUACGCUAUAAUUUUUAAUAGAUAUUUUAUCAAUUCUGAAGCAGCAAAGAUAAAUAAAUGAGGAUUAAGUUAUAAUGUAUAUUCUAUAGAUAUCAGAAGCACUAUUAUAUUUAAAUUAGAAAUGUAUUUGAAUAAAUUUAUAUAGAAAUAAUACACAGAGAUAUUAAACCAUCAAACAUAUUAAUUCAUAAUGGAGAAGUAAGAUUGGCUGAUUUUGGAUUUGCAAUCUAAUAAGAUAAGCUCAAAUUUGAGGAUAAAAAAUUAUAAGUAGGAUCUCCUUUAUAUAUGUCUCCUGAAACCCUAUUAUAACAAGAAUACAAUCAUAAAACUGAUAUUUGGUCUUUGGGAAUAUUGUAUUUUGAAAUGAUUUUUGGUAUUGUUUUUAAUUUAUAUUAAGGGGUGGUGCCCUUCUUUUCAAUGGAAUUGGAGGAUUUAAUUUUAAAGCUAAAAUAAUAUUAAUUAGAUAAUGUUUUAUUUUUUAAACAUCCUAUUUCAGUUGGUAGUACUGAGGCAAUUAGAAAUUUAUUAGCUUAUGAUCCUAAAAAUAGAUGUGAUUUAAUAAAAUUGGCUUAAAUCCUGUAAAAAUAUCUCAGAAAUAGAAAAUCAAUGACAAAUAGUGCACAUAUAGACAAAAGACAUACAACACCAUAGAUUUAAAGAAGAAAUACUCCAGAGGUAACUCCAUAGAAUAAUAGUAUUAUUAUAUCUGGGAGUAAAGGUCUUGUUAAAAUUAAUACUAUUUCUGAAUAAAAGCCAUAUAAAUAAACAACAUAUUAUAAUAAAAAUAAUUCAUUAGAAUUAAAAAGAAUAGGAGAUCCUAUAAAAAAUGAUUCAUUUACAAAAUAGAAAUUUGGUGUGGUUAAGUAAAAAGAUUAUAAUGAUAUAAAAAAUAUGAAUAAUGAAGAUUAUUUAAAUUUUAUCAUUGAUAAAUUGGAAAAUUUAAAAAAGAUUCAAUAAUAAGAUGUAUUGAUAAAAAAUCUAAGUGAAUGCUAGUUUUUUAUAGUAUGAUAUAUUUUUUUAUUAUAGUAUCAAUACUAUGGGACAGAUCAAUAAAAACUUAAAUUUAUUAAAGAAAAGUUAUCAAACCUAUGAAAUAUAUUAUUUUUUUUAUAUUAAUUAUGUAAAUUACGAAUGAGCAAAAGAAAAUAAUGGCUAUCUUAGGAGUUGCUAUAUUGUUACUUGGAAUCUUAUAUCUUAUUGAUUGCCUGAUUGUAUUCUAAUUUGGAUUUCUAGGCCACUUUGUAAUUCAAAAUUCAUUAAUUAAAUUUUAGAUAUUUAUUGUUGGAUUAUAUGUUUUCAUAAAAAAUACAAUAAGAUUAUUUGUAUUUCCAGGUUCUUAUUGGUUAUGGAGAAGAAAUGUCGAAAAUAGAUAUGCAAAAGCUUUAGCCAAAAGAGCCAAUAAAAGAAUGGAAGAUUUAUAAAAUUUGAUAAGAAAAUUAUUGUAGAUACCUGAGUAAUUUAUUAAAGGUAAAUUAGUACUAAAGAAAUCUAUGUUGAAGAUUUAGUACCAAUAAAAAAAACAUUAUAAUCAUUUUUAAACACAUUUUCUUCAUUAAAUUGUAGAAAAGAAUUAAAUGAAUAAUAAAAAUAUCUAUUUGGUUUGUGUUAAUAAUUAGAAUAGAAUUUAAAGGAUUUUUUAAUCGACUCUAAGUCUCUAUACGAUCAAUUAGAUAAUCCAUAAGAAGUUAUUAAUUAUUGUAAACUAACAAUUUAAGUUGAUUCUGAAUAAUGUUCUAAUUUACUACUAAUUUUGGAUAACCUAGUAAAUUAAUUAUAAGAAAUAUAUAUACCUAAAAACAUUAUUUUAGAAGCUGAAAGAUGGAUCUUUAAUAAGACUCUAGGAACAGUUGAUUAAAUGAGAGUAGAAUUAGAAAAUACUUUUAAGACUAGAAGAUUUAAAGUACAAGGAUAUGAUGGAAAAUUGAUUGAUUGGUAUUUAUAUAUUAGAUGAUUAUAGUCUUUAUAUAUAUGCAAAUGAAGAUGAUACAGAAAAUGAUAGAGCAGUUAUAUUUUGUUAGCCAAAUGCUGGAUAUUAUGAAUAUAUGUAUUAUGAAUCAGAAUGGAUUGAUUAUUAUUUAAAAAGAGGAAUAAGCAUGUUUUUAUGGAAUUAUAGAGGUUAUUGUGAAAGUUAAGGAUUACCAAAUACAAAAGAUAUAAUGAAAGAUGCAGAAUCUAUUUGUGAUUAUGUAACAUCUCAAUUAAAAGUGAAUUAAUUGAUAUUUCAUGGUGAAUCUUUAGGAGGAAUGGUAGCAUGUCAUUUGGGUAGAGUUAGAUAAUGCAAUUUAUUAUUUGCAGAUAGAACAUUUUCAAGUAUUAGUAAAAUAGCCUAAGUUGGAUUUUCAAAAUAUGCUAGUUUUUUAUUUAAAUUAUUAACAUCUUGGGAUUAUAAUUCUGCUAAAUCUUAUGUUGAAUGUUAAAGCUAUAAGAUUUUAGCAUUAGAUUAGAAAGAUGAAGUUAUUCCAUUUUUAUCUUCAUUAAAAGUUGAUGUAACAAAAUAAAUAUUCUUAAAAGAAUUUGGAGGCUCAUAUUAAAAUGAUGAGAAUGUAUUUUUAUUAUAUUCUAUUCAUAGUUUAAAUAAAGUGAUCAUAGAUAUACAUUUUGUUAAAAACUAUUAAGAUAUAUACCUUGGAUUCCAAAAUCAGAGAGUACUAUAUUUUAUGAUAUUUGGUAUUCAUAAUUAUUGAAUAAAUAAGAAAUGUUGACAUUUUUUGAAGCAAAUAAAAGGUAAAUUUAAUAUAUCACAUUUUAUAUAGAAUUUAAUAUAUUAUGAAAGAUUUAUAAACUGAAAGAAGCAAAAAGACCUUAGAUGAUUCAUAUUCAGCAUAUAUGAAUGAAUCAUAAGAAAUUGAAAAAUCAUUUUCCUAGAAUUAAAAUUCAACUAAUGAUAUUGAUGAGGUAUGAAUGUUUGUAAAUACUAUGAUCAAGGUUACUUAAUUGGCCGGACCUUAUACUCUUUCUGAAAAAGAGAAAUCUAAUGAAAAUCUUCUAAAAUUUGUAAAUAAAGUUUAUGAAUGUUUUGAAUCUUUUGAAACUGCUUCUAUGACAUUAAAUGAUGUCUUUUCAGCUUUUAGUGAAUCAUAAUAAUAUGAUGUCUUUCUGGAUUACUUAUUAAGUAUAUUCUUAUGGGGAUCCUAUAUUCCACUUAAAAAUAUUCCAAAAAAGAAAAUGAAUACAGUUGUAUGUUAAAAGUUAGCAUUUGCAAGAUUUACAUCUAAUAUUAAUAAAAUUGAAACUCUCAUUAAGAAUGAAAAAAAUAAUUUAGAUUCUCCAAAUGGAACUAGAGUAUUUAUUAAUUACUAAUUAUUAGUUAAUUUAAGAUUUGGAAUUAAUAAUAUAAAGGUUAAAAUUGAUAAGAGAAAACUUUAAAAAAACAUUAAAGAAUUAACAUUAACAUCCAUCACAUUAAUCAGUUUAAAUUGAAAUGAAAGAUUCAGAAGAAAGAAAAUCAAGUAAUUUUUAUAAUUUAUUUAAAUAGCUUCAAAAAUUAAUGAAUCAUUAAAAACAUAUUUAGGUUCCUUUAUUCCUUUAGGAUGCGGUCAUAAUGGAAAUUUGAAUUAAACAGAAGUAGAAGUUCUUGACUUUCAUAUGUUAUAAGCUGGAGUUGUAAAAUAUUGA
Molecule: messenger RNA, 3904 nt
Organism: Paramecium primaurelia
Lineage: Eukaryota; Ciliophora; Oligohymenophorea; Peniculida; Parameciidae
Source: the annotation of a GenBank genome assembly